CUCGUGUCCAGAGCCAGUCAGCCGAAACACAGAGCCUCUUGGUUGUGAAGCAGGAAGUCGGGGCGAAACCCUGCAAUGUGUUGGGUUUAAAAAAAUACUUGAGAGAGUUCCUUCCCAUCUGCUGGUUUUCGCUAAAUGCCUGAAGCGACCAAGGGCCAAAGGCAGGAGGACUGUCGGCCUCUGCCGUGGGUGGCAGGAACCCGGUCACUUGUUCUACCUCCCCCGGGGUCUGCAUUGGCAGGAAGCCGGAGUCCAGGGCCAGGGCCCAGCAUUGCAGGGGCAGGGGGGCUCCCCACAGGGGACCUGGGAGACUGUAGGCCUCGAGCCCGUUAGACCUGCUGCAGAUCCACCAGGUAAGACUUCCUUGAGGCCUUUCUGCCUCCAAACAAGCUUGCCAUGUUUUCUGAGCCCAAACAGCUCCUCAAAAUAAAGCUGACUGGACCGCUUGUCACUCGGAGUGACAAUCCAAUUCCUUCUGACCCCUGGCUCCUGCUUUCUGCAGCUUCUUUCAACGCCUUGCGUAAGGAGUGGGAAUCCUGUAACUAAGACCCCUGAAUACUUUCUGAGCUUUACCCGAUGCUUCCGCAGGCUCCAGAACACAGGUGACACUGGCCUGUUUGUUUCUGCUAGGUGGCCCCUUGGCAGAGGUUUUUGAAUUUUGUGUUCGCUUACACACCCAAGACACAUAACAGCUGAGCGGUAUAGGCAGCCAGCAGUUAGAUUUCACUAGCACUUCGAUUUGCUACAGCUAGUCUGUGGCCUCAGAAACUAGAUUUUAGAACUCAGUCACGCAAGGAACAUAUACACUUCCGCAUCUCAAUUACACAGUCACGGACUUCAGGAGAGGGGGGUCGAACUUGGGAUUCGCUUUUGAGGGACAGGGCUUAAGGGUUUGGGGAAGCGGCUGCCUCAUAACACUUGAAAUACUCACCGGUUGUCACCUCCGUGGCGCCGGGCAGACGUGACCCGGAAAUCAGGACGCCCCGCCCCCGGAGCGUGUGACGCAACGCGCCACGCCGUAGCUACUCGAGAGGGCGGUGUCUGGGCGGAACUGCGCCUGCGCAUCAGCCGUUUCCCAGGCUCCCGCGCCUGCGCUCUUGUCCACCACACCUCAGAGCCAAAAGGGGCCAUGGUGCUGUCGGAGUUGGCUAUCCGCUUGAACUGUACAGAGUACAAGAACUGGGUGAAGGCUGGUCACUGCUUGCUGCUUUUGCGCAGCUGCCUGCAGGGCUUCGUCGGCCAGGAAGUGCUCUCCUUCCAUCGCAGCCUGCUCGCCGCAACUCCCAGCCUCGGCCCCCGCGCCACCUGUCGCGGCGGCUCCCGUUGCAGUCCGCGCGCCCGCCAGUUUCAGCCUCAGUGUGAGGUGUGCGCAGAGUGGAAACGGGAGAUUUUGAAACAUCACGUCAACCGGAAUGGAGACGUGCACUGGGGAAACUGCCGACCGGGUCUCUGGCCUGUCGACGCCUGGGAGGUGGCAAAGGCCUUCAUGCCCCGAGGACUGACAGGCAAGAAAGGACCCGAGGAAUGUGACGCAGUUGCGCUUUUAAGCCUCAUCAACUCCUGUGAUCACUUUGUGGUUGAUCGAAAAAGAGUUACAGAGGUGAUUAGGUGUCGUAAUGAGAUCAUGCACUCUUCAGACAUGAAAGUAUCCUCCACGUGGCUUCAGGACUUUCAGGUGAAGAUCCAGAAUUUUCUGAGUGAAUUCAAGACUAUCCCAGAGAUUGUGGCGGCAAACUCCAGAAUUGAACAGCUGUUGCUUUCCGACUGGGCAGUUUACCUCCCCGAGGGAGAUCAGCUAGAUGGCUGUGAAUGUGCCGAGGGAACUUACAUGAGCAUCAGCCAAGUGAAUGAAAUUGAAGUGGAGUUGCUAAAGGAGAAACUUCAGGAGCUGUACAUGCAAGCGGAAGAACCAGACGUGUCACCUCAAGAGAUCUCGGAUCGACUGGCAGCGAUGAAGGAAUUUCUGAGAAACAAUGAGGAUCUUAGAAACGGUCUCCUGGAAGACAUGCAGAAGCUAGACAGCCUCCACCUACAGCACCAGAAACCAGAGGCAGAGGAGCCUGGGGAGGAACCGCCUGCAAGUGCAACCGAAGGUUGCCCUCCAGCAAAAAUCAGGCGAGUUCCGUGAGAAUCAGCGUGGCUUCUAUCUCGGAGUCCGGUACCUGAACACAAAGGAACUCCUGGGAUUUUUCUUCCCCCUGGACUUUCCUUUGAUUCUUUGGGAAAAAGGUUUUUUUUUUUCCCCCCCACUAUGUAUAUCCAGAAACUUGGGGUUAUAUAAUCUAUACCACUCAAACAUAAGACAUACUCUUGUGCCAAUACUUGUUACCAUUCAGGGAUCUUGGGCUACUUAAAAGCUGCCAUUCUUUUCUGGUCCCAAACUCCAGCUGCUUAAGCUAGUAUAGGCUAAAUUUGGUCAGGCCUGCACCAUCCCCAGCAGACAUAGCCUGCCCCCACUGCUGCCCGAAGUCUUCCUCAUGGCGGAUGCCUGCAGGUAUGCUGCGCUAGCCAUGAAAAAAAUCCUCCCUCGCUUUGUGCAGGAUGGUAAGAAGGAAAAUAGGCUGAGGGGUCAUUUUCAAACUCUUUCCAUUUAAUGUGGAACUGUUAGUACUAGGUUGGAGUAGCCUGAGGCAACAGGACUUGAGAGGCGGGGGUGGGGAGAUGGGGGGGGAUAGCGUGGGCCAUUACAUCAGGACUGGAGAACAGUUAACUUGCCUGGCCAGUAAGGGGAGGGCCGAGUGGCAUGUUAGGGGCACAGUUCCGCACCUGGCAGCUUGUGGAUGAGGUGCUUAUACCAAGUGAGCUAUGGCCGUCACUGCGCUUAUGUGUGGAGCACAGGGCCUGGGGCUCACACAUACCCAGAAAGGCCGGACACCUGCUGGCUCAGGGUGUGCCUAGGCAAGACUGUGAAUUGUACUCCUGAACCUGGGGCCUCAUUAGGAAACAUAAGAAUCCAUUUUCAUAAUUCUUAUGGAGCUACAAGAGAUCUUUUAUUUCUUUUUUUUUUUAAGAUAUAUUUUAUUUUUUAUUGAAAAGUCAGAUAUAC
Messenger RNA from Ochotona curzoniae (black-lipped pika), 3046 nucleotides. It is a transcript of the gene CUNHXorf38, whose product is annotated as chromosome unknown CXorf38 homolog. The record is from RefSeq and is a predicted model, not a curated record. The transcript is spliced from 7 exons. NCBI's taxonomy places the organism in Eukaryota, Metazoa, Chordata, Mammalia, Lagomorpha, Ochotonidae. Bases 1130 to 2128 code for a protein of 332 amino acids.